AUGAAGCCCGGCGGCGUCAAAGUCUCCUCCAGCCCUGGGAGAGAGAAGCUGCCCCCGCCCCCUGGCCUCGCCCGCCUGCUCUACGGCAAAGCCGUGGGUAGCCGGAGCCGCGGUCGCUCCGCCUCCACCGUAGCUCGGUCCAGCCCCAUGUUCGCGUCACGGAGCAGGAGCCGCAGCCGCUCGUCCUCGGCGGCCGCUGCUGCGGCGAAGGAGGGAGGGGAGCCCUCCUCGCCCAAGGUCACCUGCAUCGGCCAAGUCCGCAUACGGAACAAGAGGUCGGCAAAGCCGAAUAAGCCUCAGCCCAAGAAGACGAGGAGCAAGUCGUCUCUGAUGCCGUGCCGGUGCCUCCACAAGUCUCUACUCUGCGGCCUGUUCCCCGUUCGGAAGAGGCCGACCGGCCGCGGAGGUGGAGGGAGAGGCAGCGGAGGCCGGCGGUCGUUGUGGCCGAGAUGGUCUCGCGUCCGAUCUGGCGAAAGCGGUGGGUACCAGCAACAGAAGCCGGAUCCGGUUAAGCCUUCACCGCAGCCGGAGCUCAUCACAGGCGUAAGGGUAUCAAAGAGAGAAGAGGACGGAGACGACAAGGAUGAGGAUGACGAGGAGGCAGCUCGGCACGGGGAGAAGACGAAGGUUUUCGAGCCACUGGCGACAGCGACGCCGCCAAAGAAUGCACUCCUACUGAUGAGAUGCCGGUCAGCACCGCACAACCGGUCUUCCUCGCUGGCCACCUCCCAGAUCACGGUGUCCCCCUUGCUGUCGCCUGAUUCCCCGGCUGCUUCGCCACUGGAGGAGGUCUCUGGAGGGAAAGCGCGAGACCAGGAGCUGCUGCAGCAGCAAGAGCAGAGAACGUCAAGCAGCGGAGAGGCGCUCGUCCAUGAGGAGGAGGAGGAGGAGGAGGAGGAGGAGGAGCAAGGGGACGAAGCCAAGGGAUCGGAGUCGCGGCGGCCGCUGGUGUUGCCGCGGAGCAAGUCGGAGCCGGCGCGGAGGGCAGCGGCGAAGCUGGCGGUCCCGGAGGCCUCGUACUGCUUCUGGACCAGCCGCUGCCAGCGACGCCACUUCGUCCCCGCUCACGAGGAGCGGGCCCCACCCACCCUCACUGAUGUUUAG
This is a messenger RNA of Musa acuminata AAA Group (dessert banana), 1104 nucleotides long. RefSeq lists its product as uncharacterized. The record is from RefSeq and is a predicted model, not a curated record. Lineage: Eukaryota; Viridiplantae; Streptophyta; Magnoliopsida; Zingiberales; Musaceae. The transcript has a single exon. Bases 1 to 1104 code for a protein of 367 amino acids.